Messenger RNA from Saccostrea echinata, 3917 nucleotides. RefSeq lists its product as uncharacterized. Gene Ontology annotation, cellular component: nucleus. Gene Ontology annotation, molecular function: zinc ion binding; nucleic acid binding. Bases 148 to 3462 code for a protein of 1104 amino acids. The record is from RefSeq and is a predicted model, not a curated record. NCBI's taxonomy places the organism in Eukaryota, Metazoa, Mollusca, Bivalvia, Ostreida, Ostreidae. The transcript is spliced from 17 exons.
CUUCUGCAAAUUACAAGCAAUUUUUUAGUCAAGAGGCAUUUUUCUGCAGAUUUAUCAUUGUUCUUUUUGAACAACUGUUGGUAAAGAUUUGUAUUCAAAGCAACCAAUGCCAAAUUUGCUAGAAGUUGAAGUAAAGAACGUCACAAAAUGAAUCACUUAAGAGGAAAUUUUGGACAAGGGCUUCUUGGAAAUUCUCCAGCUUCUUCAAACUUCUCUAUCCAUGAUCAGAACAGAUUCCUAGGGGGAGAUGGCUCUUUUCUUGGUAACCAGGAAAGUUACAUUGGAGAUGGAGGAGGAUAUGCCAGGGAUUUGGGAGACAGUGGAGGAAGAAUGGGAGAUGGAAAUAGUGGGGGUUAUUUUGGUGAUACAGACUUGAGAGGGAAUUCUUUUAGAGAACAGAUUAAUGGCAGUAGUCGAUAUGGGGAUGGUGGCAUGAACUUAAAUCGAGGAAACAGAAGAUUAAGUGGAGACCAUGAUUACAGGAAUGAGGAAGACUUUUUCUCAGGGAGAAACUCCAUGCAGGGAGGGAGACAGGAUAGAUUGUCAGGGGGAGGCAGCUUUGGUGAAGACAGGGGCAGGGGAGUUACACAAGAUCAAUUGAACAGAUUAGGAAUAGGAGGAUUAGGACAAAGUGUUAGGACUAAAACUCAAGGCAUUCUAGGAUCAGGACCAAUUGUAGGAGGUGAUACUGAUCUUCGAGUUCAAGGUGGAUUUGGUGGGAUUGGGAGCCAGGCCAGAGGUGGGAAUGUGCAAGGUGUUGGAAAUCUUGGCUUUAGUCCCCCAAAUAUGGGAGGUCAAGGUAUGCAGCAACAGAGUGGUGGACUUGGACUUCCCUUGGCUGGCAUGGAAACCAACUUGCUGAAUCUACAGAUACAACAGAAACAGCAGGAGGCUGUACUGAGAGAUACACAGCUACAGAUGGUGAACAAUCUACUGCUACAACAACAAAAUAAAAGAGGAAAUCAAUUGAAUCCUGGAUUUGGAGGACCAAGCCUUUUUGGAACCCCCCAGAAUUUACCAUCAGGAUUGAUGGGAAGUCCUGGUGGUAAACCAAGAAGCACAGGUCACAUUCCUUCACUGCUGGACAUCAAUACAAAGAAACCACAGGGAAAGAGAGGGUUCUCAGGACAGAGGGACCAGGGAGGGUUCAAAAAACAAAGAAUGACACCACAGAAGCGAACUCCAGACAGAAGACAUGACAACAGUUCAAAUCGAGGUCCACGGAGACGUUCUCAGGAGAGGGAGCGUUCCUCUGAGAGUACAGACUCUCGCUCUACUCCUCGCAGGAAGGAGUCAGGUAUUUUCAUGCUUGCAGAUAGAUUUAUCUGCCACACUGCUCUCUCUUUUAUUCCCAUGGUAAUGAGUAGGGGUGAUUCAGAUCUGAAUUUCUGGAGUGUUUGUAGUCUGCCAGCAUUUGCACUCAUCAGUAAAAUAAUUCUUUCUUUCUCUCUUUACAUUUACAUUCUUUCUCUUCCUCUGUGUCAUUUGGCCUAUUUGGGAGCAUAUGGAGCUCCGGGAAUCCUUGGAAAAUGUCCAACCACACCAGGGGUAAAACCACUAAACAGCAGUGUGACUAAACUUCAAAGCACAUCAGAGGCUAAACAACUUAGUACAAAAUCAGCUACUUCACAAAAUACUGCAGAGCCACAAGUCUCACCAGUAGUAAAGCUAAAACAAACUGACCUGGCAGAGAAAUAUGACCCUGAAGAACCAACUGAAGAUGAGAUCAUGGAUUUUGAGGAAGAUAAAGAGACAAUCACAGUUUUGGACUUAACUGAGGAGAUAGAGGAGCAGCCACUCCCAGCAGAGUCUGAGGACAUUGAGGAUGUCACUAUUGUAACUGUGGAGAAAGAUCAGGAGGAACAAGAGGAGAAACCUAAAGAGAAAAGUAACUCAAACAAGAAGUUAACCAAUUACUACUGCCAUGUCUGCAGCACGGAGUGUCGAGAUGCAGAGGGAUUUGCCAAACAUAUGAAUGGCAUAAAACACAAAAAUCGUAUGGACGCCAUGAUGGGUCUUCACUUAGAAAAGUCAAAUCAGCUGAUUUCUCGUAUCAAGGCUGAGGAGCACCUUAGAAAGAUUGAGUCUUCUCCAAGAGGGGAAGAAAGAAAAAGUGAUGGUGAACGAAGACGCUCAAGAGAAGGACAUGAUAAACAUCGUCCAUUCUCUGGACCUUUACGUCGAAGAGGUGCAUUUCUUCAGAGUGAUAAUCGCAGUAAGAGAGACAGACAUAGGUCCUCGGACCAGGAAUUCUUCCCAGACAUUGGGGACCUGGUUACCUUGGAUACUGUGGGAUUUGAGGAUGAAAGUAUGGACAAAGAAAUAACGGAGACCAAAUCACCUGAAAAGACCAAGACUUCAGAGAAGUCUAUUGAUGAUUCUGAAAGGAAGGAGAUGGAAAGCUCAAUUAACAAAGCAGAAGAUCUCGCAGUGAAUCAGGAAGUUCUGAGCAACAAGAAAUCAGAUACUCAUAUGACGUCCUCUGAGAGCAAAAGAAGUUCACAAUCUGUUUCAAAGGCAACAAAAUUAGACGAAGACAAACCCACCAAAAAAGAAGAACCAACCAAAGAAAUCAACAGCAAGACUCAGAAAAAGCCAUCUUCCACUCCAGCCAGGAAAGCAACUGAUGUAGAGAAGAAAGCAACAGAGGAAAUGGAAGACAUAACUUCAAAACAAGAACCUUUCAAAGGUCCAGCUGGCAAAACAGCAGAUGAAAAGGAAAAAGAAAACCAAGGCAUGGAAUUCAAAAUUCCAAAAAAAUCCCUCACAAGUCCAGCUAGCAAAACUGCAGAUGCAAAGGAAAAAGUAUCCGUAGGCAUGGAAUUCAAAAUUCCAAAAAAAUCCUCUGCAAGUUCAGCCAGGAAGACAGCAGAUGUAGAGCAACAAUCAACAGAAGCUAUAGGAGACAAGCCUCCAAUCUCUGAUAACCUUACGACCAAGCAGAAGAAGGAUGCCUCUGUCAAAAAAGACAUGGGUACAGCAGGUGCCCCUGCAAGUUCACCAGUUAAAGAAAUUAAGGAAGUAUCCCAUCAGACCUCCGAGAAAACUCCCUCUCUACAGAUCAUGACAGAUCCCCCUGUGACAGACAACAAAGAGCCAGAGAUUCCUCCAUACAGUUCUGAUGUUCCUGUUGGUCAAAAUUAUAUAGUUGCUGUAACUGGAUUUUACUGCAAGCUUUGUAGUAAAUUUUACAACAAUGAAAAAGCAGCUAAGGAGGCCCAUUGUCAAACCAGGGCCCACUAUGAUAAAUACAAGAGUGCCAUGAUGGGAGUGAAGACACCUGUGGGUGGAGUUACCAAAAGUGCAGAAAAAGGUGAAGACCAGCCAGCUGCUUCAUCGGAUGUGAAGGAUGAAACCAAAUCAACCAUGGAGAGUCCCCAGACUGACCAGGAGGGAAGUACAAGAGGAAGAGCUGGAUCCUCUGCCAACAGAGGUCAUAGAGGUCGCAGGGGCAGGAAGUGAUGUCAUCGGUUCACUUGCCAUAUCUUGUCAACAGUACAAUUCAGUGUAGCAUCCUGUUUGUAGACCAGUAUCAGAUUUUGCACUGUUCUUUGAUGGAAUGCAGUUCUUUCAUGAGAAUGUACUUGUACAUGUUUAUAUAUGCUGGCUUUCUUAAGAUAGAGUCAUGGUUAAUAAAAUGACUUUGAAGUCCUAAAUAGUAUAAAUUAUGGUGAUAUUUAGUCAAACUUUUUUAAAAAAAAAAGUGUAUCAAUGGAUGUUAAAAAAAAAUUAUAUUUGUUCAUUUCACUGAAUUAGAAAGAUGAUGUAGGUGUUUUUUUUAACAGCAGUGAAUUUAUAGUAUUAUUUAUGUAUAUAAAUAUUUUGUACAUGUAUUUUGUAUAAUGGCAGCAUUUUUUUUUUUUAUAAAUGAAAACUGGAAUUCUUCUGCUUUCUGUUAAUGGUUUCAUUGUAUAUAC